CCUCUGUCUGUACACGGACGCGCUGCAACCUUUUCGCUUCCUUCCAGCUAGCCAGGACUUCAUCUUCCCGAUGGAUCCUUUCUACCUGCCUAGUAACCUAGAUAGGUAGCAAGUGUUUGUGGUCUCUGGCUCUCUGCUGUGUUCGUAAGUCGGCCCCAUUUACCGGGACGCUACGCCGGCGCUUCUUUCGGCUUUCCGCCCUUUUACGGGGAUACAGCACCGCCCUAUCUGGCGUGUCCUUUUUCUCGCCUUACCUACUUUGCUUUGCGUAUGUCCCUUCAUCACCUUGCUUCGCCUUGCCUUGCUCUCCCACAGGCAAAACACACGGCCUUUUCCUACAUCACUACGGCCUAACCUCAACUCAUCUCUGCACUCUCUGAUUCCUGUUGUUACAAUAGUGACGCUGUCUUCGUCGAUCCCACCAACUCUAUACGACGGCUUCAGUCCUGCCCAACACAGCCUUCAUUGUCUGCAGCUCUUAGCCACCUACGAAUUCUUGUGCUUGCACUCACCCGGCUCUCGAAAUCCGCACGCUCCCGCCAGCCACGACAGAUCCAGCAGGAAACGCGCCACCACAACCACAUCUAGAUUCGAGGGGCCAAUGAAAACCUCUAUGGCCGAGCCGCUGUGGUGAAUCCGGGCCGCCAUUUAGGGGAUCCGUCUGGGAUCAGCCCAAUCUUGCCUGCCUCUUCUAGUUGCGAAACUAGCCUCGACAGCCGUUCCCGAGCGCACCCCCCUCUGCAUUUGCGCGCUUGCGGGGGGUACGGUACACACUGAGACUGCCACGGCCUAGACAGAAAGCGACCAAGCCUCGCCCUCUCAAGAAUGGACAGACGGCACCCGGGCGACGCCCCAUCACGCCAGCAUCAUGAAGACGAAGACCCCGCCCCGAGUCCCUUGCCGAGCUCCCUCUCCUUCGACGACCACGGCCGCAACGAUUCUCAUGACCUCCCCGACCCGUCAGUAAACCCGGCGCACCGUCCAGCCCAGCGAAUACUGCCGAGACGAGCCGUCACCGAACCCAUGGGUAGCAAAGGCGCCCUCGACGGCGGCCACGUCCGCUUCUCGGACGAGCUGCCUCGCGACGCCGUGCGCGGCUUUGAUCCGGCCUCGUCCCAUCCAAAUCUGAGCAACCCCGGACUUUACACGAUUCCUUCAAGGGGCGACCUAGAAUCCCACACCACGCCCGAGCCAUCAUCCUCGCGCCCCCGCCCCAACAGCGACCAGAGCUCUGCCCAGCCUUCGGAUGCCGACCUCAAGUACCCCGUAUACCGGCCAGAGCCGACCAAAAGGACGAAAUGGCGUGUCGCGAAGGAGUCGAUGAGCGAACGGCUCAAGAAGGCCUAUGAGCUCUACUUCCUCCAGGGCUUAUUGCGCCAGAAGCCGCUGCCCCCGAGUGCCGAUGGCCGACAUAUCCCACUCGAUAUGUCGAGAAGCCGAAGCGAUGCUCUCAUCGAUGAGCGCACCAAGAAGCCGUACCGCAGCAAUUUCAUCCGGUCCAGCCGAUACACCAUAUGGAGCUUCUUGCCGAAGCAGCUCUUGUUCCAGUUCAGCAAGAUGGGCAAUUUCUACUUCCUGGUCGUUGGUAUCAUUCAGGCCAUACCGGGACUCAGCACUACGGGACAGUGGACCACAAUCGCGCCUCUCGCCGUCUUCGUAUCGCUAUCGAUGGCGAAGGAAGGCUAUGACGACUACCGCCGCUAUCUCCUGGCCAAGACCGAGAAUCUGAGCCGCACCUGGGUUCUGGGCGAACGAUCGAAGAAGGCGACGGCGAGGAUGAAGAGUCGCAAGGGAGUCGAGCUGUCCGAGCCUUCGGAUGAGGGGUGGACCGAGAUUGAAUGGCAAGACCUUAAGGUUGGCGACGUGGUCAAGCUUCGCCGCGACGAGGACAUUCCCGCCGACAUUGUCCUGCUGCACGCAACCGGGCCCAAUGGGACGGCCUACAUCGAGACAAUGGCUUUGGAUGGGGAGACGAAUCUCAAAGCGAAGAGGGCCGCCACGAUUCUGGCCGAGAGAUGCCAAACCGUCGAGGGAAUCAAGUCUUGCCAGGCGACUAUCGUCUCCGAGGACCCCAAUCUGGACCUCUAUAGAUACGACGGCCGCGUGACCGUCAAGGAGGAGACCCUACCGCUGUCGCUCGACAACGUCAUCUAUCGCGGUUCUACAGUUCGCAACACAACAGAAGCGAUUGGCAUUGUAGUCAACACGGGCGAGGAGUGCAAGAUUAGGAUGAACGCGCACAAACACGUGCGCACCAAGGCGCCCGCCAUGCAGCGCGUGCUCAACCGGAUCGUCAUCUGGCUUAUCUUUGUGCUCCUUGCGCUGAGCAGUGGCCUGACCUUGGGCCACUAUCUUUGGAGAGACCCCGUUGAGGAGGGGGCGUGGUAUCUCAUGGGUGACAACAUCAGCCUGAGGAACAUCUUCAUUGCUUUCAUCCUAAUGUUCAACACCCUCAUCCCGCUCUCGCUGUAUAUCAGCUUGGAAAUCAUUAAGAUCAUCCAGUUCUAUAUGAUGGGAGACGUCGAAAUGUACGACCCGGUCACGAACACGCCAAUGGUUGCCAACACCACAACAAUUUUGGAGGAUCUUGGCCAGGUCAACUACGUCUUCUCGGACAAGACAGGCACACUGACCGAAAAUGUCAUGCGCUUCCGGAAGAUAAGCGUCGCAGGUACCGCUUGGCUACACGAUAUGGAUAUCGAACGGGACGAGCAGGCCAAGCAGAAGCUCAUUGAAAUGGCCCGAAAGAAGCGCAAGGGCAAGGGAAAGGACAAGAACCGUGACAGGGCUGCAGGCGAUAACGACGCCAAUCCGUUUCAGCCGCAGCCGGCCCAAAGGCGUCAGUCCCUUAGUUCCUACGGGCGAGGACGAUCCGCCAGCAGGGCUCCUCAAGAUGAACCCGAGCUCAAGACCGAGGAUCUUCUUGACUAUCUGCGGCGCAAGCCCGAUACUGCAUUCUCAAAAAAGGCCAAACAGUUCCUGCUCUGCAUCGCUCUCUGCCAUACUUGCUUGCCGGAAGUCAAAGAAGAUGGAGAAAUCGAAUACCAAGCUGCCUCUCCUGAUGAGCUGGCCCUGGUCGAAGCAGCACGCGAUCUGGGGUACCUUCUCGUCGAUCGGCCCGCACAGUCGGUCAUUUUGCAACUCCCCGGAGCCGAUGGGACCGUGGAGAAGGAAACGUACCAGGUUCUUGAUGUGAUCGAGUUCAGUAGUCAGAGAAAGAGGAUGUCCAUCAUCAUCCGUAUGCCUGACGGCAAGGUCUGCGUGUUUUGCAAAGGCGCCGACAACGUCAUUUUGCCUCGUCUCAAGCUCAGUGGCUUGGCCUUACAAAAGGCAAACGACGUGAAUCGGAGAGCCUCAGUCCGCAGGAGUAUCGAGAGGGAAAAGGCCCAGCAGCGUCUGAGUACUAGCGGCACGCCUCGUAGUAGUUUCAUGCUUGGAAGAACGUCAAUGUCGGAUCGUCGCAACAUGAUGAACCAGAGAAUCUCUGGCGACAUGUACAGGCGGUCGAGUAUCGUCCAUGACGGUCCUGAAGAGUGGUCCCCGCGCAGAGGGUCGGCGGAUGUUGUCUCCUCUGCCAGCGUUCACGACAUGUGGGCGUCCCCCCGUCACAGCAUGGCGAUGUCCGCGACCGAGGCCGAGGUCGACGAGUUUGUUGACGAGACGAUUGCGCUGAACGAGGGCACGGUGCUCGAGCGAUGUUUCCAGCAUAUCAAUGAUUUCGCCUCCGAUGGCCUGCGAACCUUGCUAUACGGCUACAGGUACAUCAGCGAAGACGACUACAACUCCUGGAGGAAGAUUUACCAGGCCGCCACCACCAGUCUUGAUAACCGACAGGAGAAGAUCGAAGCCGCCGGCGAGCUGAUUGAGGACAAGUUCGAUCUAGCUGGGGCUACGGCCAUUGAGGAUCGUCUGCAAGAGGGAGUGCCGGACACCAUUGACAAGCUACGCCGCGCCGGGAUCAAGGUAUGGAUGUUGACGGGAGACAAACGCGAGACUGCUAUCAACAUCGGCCACUCGGCCGGCUUGUGCAAGCCAUUUUCAGAAGUCUUCAUCCUGGACGCCACGAUGGGCAACCUACGAGAGUCGAUCCUGUCGACCCUCGGCGAGGUUGCACGAGGCAUGGCUCCUCACUCGGUAGUGGUGGUCGAUGGCCAGACUUUGGGCGUCAUCGAAGGAGACGAGGACCUCAGCUUUCUCUUCUUCGAUCUCGUGGUCAGAGUCGACUCGGUCAUCUGUUGCCGUGCCUCUCCUUCGCAAAAGGCUUCUCUUGUGAAGCGCAUCCGCCGGCAAGUGCCACACUCGCUGACCUUGGCCAUUGGAGACGGAGCCAACGACAUCGGCAUGAUCCAAGCGUCCCAUGUUGGCAUUGGUAUCUCGGGUCGGGAGGGCCUCCAGGCCGCUCGUAUUUCCGACUACGCCAUUGCGCAGUUCCGCUUCCUGCAGCGUCUGCUGUUUGUCCACGGCCGCUGGAACUACCUGCGAACCGGGAAGUACAUCCUCGCCACGUUCUGGAAAGAAGUUGUCUUCUUCCUGCCGCAAGCGUACUUCCAGCGCUACACGGGAUACACUGGAACCUCUCUGUAUGAAAACUGGAGUUUGACCGUAUUCAAUACCUUCUUCACUUCACUGGCGGUGAUCCUGCUGGGCGGGUUGGAGAAGGACCUACAGGCCAAGACGCUCCUCGAAUUCCCCGAAUUGUAUACGUACGGCCACAAGAACAGGGCAUUCAAUGUCAAGCUUUAUAUCGACUGGACGUUUCUGGGCUUGAUUGAGUCACUGGUCAUUUUCUGGGUGACGUGGGCCGUCUACAACUCCCUGCCGUUCGACCAGGACACAUCCCUCUACGCCAUGGGCACCGUUCCCUUUACCGUAUGCGUGGUGUUCAUCAACAUAAAGCUGAUGGUUCUUGAGAUGGAGAACAAAAACGUCAUCAUCUUGAUUGGGUUUCUUCUCUCCGUCGGUGGCUGGUUCCUCUGGAAUAUCAUCCUCUCAGCCGCCUUCCAGAACGUGAUGCGCAUAUACCAGAUUCGUCAUGCUUUCCUGCAGAACUUUGGCAGGACGUUGAGUUUCUGGACCACGAUCCUCCUUGCGCUGGCGGCCGUUAUCUGCCUCGAGCUUGUUGUCGACGCCAUACGCCGUGUCUACUGGCCCCGUGAUGUGGACCUGAUGCAGCGUCUGGAAAGGAAGGGACUCAAUGAGAACGAUAGGGAAACCGGACAGGGAGCCGCUUCAGGAACGGUACUGGAAGUCAUUGGGAGUAGGACGAAAUCAGCAGUUGGUCAUGAUGAGGAGGUACAGCCAUUCACCUUAGAUGUUGCACCUAGGCCGAGCCAUGCCACAAGCCGUCCAUCGUUCCACCAGACAAGACAUUCAAGGAUGUCGAGGGAGGAGUAUGGCCCCAGCUCUUUCACACCCCCGGCUGGAAAGGGUAGUGGGAUGUUGGAGGCGGAGCAAGAUGCGUCAAAGCCGUCUAGGAAACCACAGUUCUCUCUUACGACAAGGUGGCUACGUAACGCAAAGGGUUCCCGUGUGGACGGGUCCAUUGAGUUGCAGUCCACCAAGAGAUAAGGGGGGUUCGAGGCGCCUGCGUGUGACCCGAAGUCUCCCAUAACACCUCACUCAAAGGAGUUGUUGUGACCCUGACACAAUGGAGAUGAUUGUGUUCUGCACAUACAGCCAGCUUCAUGUAGGAACAUUUCCAGCUUUUGUGGCAAAUCUGGAAAGGCUCCUUUUGUUCUUCGUUUUGUUCUCUAUCUUCUUGAUACCACAC
Molecule: messenger RNA, 5770 nt
Organism: Colletotrichum destructivum
Lineage: Eukaryota; Fungi; Ascomycota; Sordariomycetes; Glomerellales; Glomerellaceae
Product: Putative P-type ATPase, HAD superfamily, P-type ATPase, transmembrane domain superfamily
Exons: 2
Coding region: 826-5568 (1580 amino acids)
Biological process (GO): phospholipid translocation; endocytic recycling; post-Golgi vesicle-mediated transport
Cellular component (GO): plasma membrane
Molecular function (GO): ATPase-coupled intramembrane lipid carrier activity; ATP binding; ATP hydrolysis activity
Source: RefSeq, a predicted model, not a curated record